AUGGCGGUCCAGCUUGGAGAUAUCGCCCUAGUGAAGAAUUUGUUAAAUAACGGGGCUGAUUUAGAAGCCAGAAAUGGGGAAGGUCAGACGCCAUUACAUAUUGCGACUCUGAAUCACAAUCUUGAGGUAAUAAAGGUGCUAUUUGGUGCAGGUAUCAACGUGGAGGCCAAAGACAACAAAAGAACAGCCCCAAUCCACUAUGCUGCCGACUCCGGCAAAGAGCUCAUCGUACGAUUACUAGUGAACAGGCUUUUAGAGAUGAAAUCUACCGUUGAUAUACCGGACCGCCAAGGGGCAACAGCUCUCUACAGAGCAGCAGCAAAUGGCCAUGCUUCUAUUGUCUCAAUUCUACUUCAGGUUGCCGCAGACAAAUCAGGAAGACCAGGACUGAGACUCACGGAAUCUACAAAUUCAGCGCUAAAAGCUGCUAUUAGUGGAGGUUACCAAGAGGUGGUGGAUGUAUUACUAUCUGCUGGUUGUCGCCCAACUCAUUCAGAGUUGGAAAAGGCAGUAGUCGGUGGCAACCUAGAUAUAGUCGAUGCUCUUUUAAACGCCGGUGCAAAUGUCAACAAGAGACCAUCUCGUUUUAACAGAACUGCACUCCAGGCUGCUAUAGAAGGGCGUCAUGAAAUGAUUGUAGCAAGGCUAUUAGCCGCUGGUGCUCGCACAGAUGAGGAAGUGUGGGAUGGGAGCUAUAUCAUGACGCCAUUACAUAUAGCCGUGAGAACUUCACAGCGAUCAGUUAAUAUAGUCAAGAAAUUACUAGCUGCGGGAGCCAACGUGAACGAAAUUGGGGGAAAUUUGCAGACGCCUUUGCAGGAGGCUACAGGGCUAGGGGACGAAGAGAUGAUAGAAUUGUUAUCAGCUGCUAGUGCUGAAGCUAAUCCUGGGAGAGAAAUCUCAUGCGCAGCACUAUUACCGGGCUUUGAAACAAACGGGCGUGGAUUCUUUGCGAAUUACUUUUUGGGUGCUUGCCCUGAUCCAGCCGCUACUGAGACCAAUUCCGAAAAGGGCAACCAAUUAUAA
Molecule: messenger RNA, 1026 nt
Organism: Glarea lozoyensis ATCC 20868
Lineage: Eukaryota; Fungi; Ascomycota; Leotiomycetes; Helotiales; Helotiaceae
Product: Ankyrin repeat-containing protein
Exons: 1
Coding region: 1-1026 (341 amino acids)
Molecular function (GO): protein binding
Source: RefSeq, a predicted model, not a curated record